CCUGGGCAGCAUCACUCCGGAGCCGGAGGAGCCCGAGGAGGAACCCGGGGGGGGGGAAAGCGGAUUGCGCAGCUCAUCCACGCGCUUCUUGCAGGAGGGCGGUCGGAGGACAGGGGGGCACUCGCUGCUGCUCGGUUCGGUCCGGUUCGGUCCGGCUCGGCUCGGCUCGGCUCCGUUCUGUUCCACGGCAGCAUGGGCGCGUCGGGCUCGGCGGCGCGGCGGGACGGACGGGGUCCGGAAGACGGAGAGGAGCGCAGUGCGGAGGCGCAGGAGGCGCAGGAGGAGCAGGGAGGAGGAGGAGGAGGAGGAGGAGGAGGAGAGCUCGCGGAGCCCAAGCUCCUGCAGAAGAACGGGCAGAUCUCCAGCCUGAACGGCAAAGCGGACGACCAGGUGGAGGACGUUGACGGCCAGGCCAAGGAUGAGGCGCUGGAGCAAGUUGGACAGACGGACUCCGUGUCCCAGAAGGAUGAUGGGCCAGAAACGGUGGAGCCGCUACAGGAGGUAGAGGCUCCACAGGUGAAUGAGGAGAAGAAGGAGGAAGAGAUACUUGAUGCUAAUGAGGUGACGUCAAAGGACAAGAUGGAAGAGGAGGAGCGAAAACAAGAUGAAGCCAGUGAGGUUGGAUUCAAGAAGAUCUUCCGAUUUGUUGGAUUCAAGUUCACUCUGAAAAAGGACAAAACCGAGAAGACUGAGCCAGUGCAGCUGCUGACAGUAAAAAAGGAGGAGGGUGAGCCAAGCAGUUCCGAUGAGCCUGGGGAGACCAAGGAGGAAGAAUCCAAGGGAGAAGGUUCUGCUGAAGAGGCUAAGGAAGAAGGUGCUGUUGAGGAGGCCAAGGAAGAGGGUGCUGUUGAGGAGGCCAAGGAGGCUGGUGUUGUUGAGGAGGCCAAGGAGGCUGGUGCUGCUGAGGAGGCCAAGGAGGCUGGUGCUGCUGAGGAGGCCAAAGAGGCUGGUGCUGCUGAGGAGGCCAAGGAGGAUGGUGCUGCUGAGGAGGCCAAGGAGGAUGGUGCUGUUGAGGAAGCAAAGACACAGGGCGCUACUGAGGAGCCGAAGGCAGAAGAUUCUGUCAAAGAACUCGCGCUACAAGACAAAGAGGAUGCUCAUGAGAAGCUGCUGGCUGAAGAGCAAGCUGCCGAGUGUUCUGCAGUUGCAGACAUAGUCAAUGACAAAGCCUCAGAUCAGAUGGCGGGAACCCAGGAACUCACCCAGGAGGCCACCUCUGACAAAGAGGCAGAGUCACAGGGCGAGUCCCCAACCAGUCCUCCUGUCCAGGCGACACAGUCCCCUUUAAGGAGAUUCUUCACACAAGGCAUCUUCUCAAAUUUGCGAAAGAAGGCAAGUUUUAAAAAGCCCAGAGAAGAGGAGCCACCAAAAGAGAUUAAGGUUGAAGAGGAAAUAAAGGAAGCUGAGGAAACCACCGAAACUGCAGCUGAGGAAGCAGAGGAGACAAAUAAGCAGGAGAUGCCAGAAGCUCAAGAGGAACCACUAACUACUCCAGAAGAUACCAAGACAGAAGAUGUGGCAGAACAAGGUGCAACCAUAGAGCAAAAGGAGGACGAGAUUAAAGCUGAGGUUAAGGUGGACAUUGAUGUCACUGAGCCCACCCCAGCAGAUGCAACAGUAACUCUUCCAGUUGAAAGUAGUGGUGACAUUGUAUCCACAGAGGGAAAAGCAGAAGAUACCCCUGAAGGAAAAACAAGUACAGAGGAUGUUCCUGCUACAAUAAUCACUGAGGCUGAACUUCUGUCUUCACAAGAAAAAGCCAAGACUCAAGGAAGUCCACUUAAAAAACUCCUCACAGGAACAGGCUUAAAGAAACUAUCUUCCAAAAAACAAAAAGCAAAGAAAGAGGCUGAGGCAAAGCUGACAGAAUCUGGUGAACAAGUUUCCGAGCAACUCCAGUCAUCCACCGAAUCCGCAGAAGGCCAGAAGGGAGAGAGCUCUCCUUCUUCUCCAGAGGAGUCAGCAGAGCAUGUUAUUGGGGAAUCUGGCCAAGCAGAAGCAGGUCCUGAAAAUGAAAGUGAUGCAGUCACCUCUGAUGGAGAGAGGAAGAAGGAUGGAAUUCUUCCUUGGGCCUCCUUCAAGAAGUUGGUGACACCAAAGAAACGUGUCAAAAGGUCUUCGGAAAGUGAGGAUGAGGGGACAGAAAAGCCCAAAUCUGCCACACUAUCCUCCACAGACAGUGCUGCGGAGAAGCAGGAAGAGCCCAAACCUACUGAGGAAGAGCAGAAGACAGAAGUCAUGACAGAAGAACCAAAAAAGAAAAUGGAUACAUCUGUGUCUUGGGAAGCCUUGAUAUGUGUUGGAUCUUCCAAGAAGAGAGCAAGGAAAACCUCUGAUUCUGAUGACGAGGCACCAAAAAUAGAAGAGGAAGCUCAGACAUCAGGAGAGGAACAUGGAAAAACCGCAGAAUCACCACUUGGAAGUUCCCAAGAAGCAGAUCAUGAAAACCUGUCCUCUCCAGAGCAGGCCGGGAGUCCAUCGGAAGCAGAUGGAGUGUCCACCUGGGAAUCGCUAAAAAGAUUCGUCACCCCUAAACGGAAAGUUAAGACAGAGGACAAGGUUGAGGAACUAACUGGUACCACCAUGACUGAGCAGAUACCUUCUGACAGUGAAAUUCCCAAGGAGGAAUCCUCCUUCUCGCUCAAGAAGCUAAUUCCUGGGCGGAAGAAAAAGAAGUCAGAUGGGAAGCAGGAUCAGGUGUCAUCUGACGAGGCAGGAAAAGAUAAGGGGUCGGCAGAGGAGGACUCGGACACACCUGCCGUGGUUCCCCUGUCCGAGUACGAAUCUGAACAGGCCGAACAAGUUGAACUUACACCAAAGGACAAGGUGGAAGCUGUUGAAAAGAAAACUGAAAUCCCUGAGGUUCAAGAGUCAAAGCCAGGGGUACCCACUGCAGAGGCUGAGACAGUGAAGUCUAGUGGUGUAGUGCCUACUGCAGGAGCUCACGUCAAAGCUGAUAUUGAUGAACGAUCACCAUCUUGGAUAUCACCCUCAGCUGUGGAGGACCUUCAGGAGGCAACAGAAUGCAUAACCAAACAGCCAUUGAGUGAUAUACCUGAAGAAGGGGACACCAUUGCCACUCCCAAAUCUACCGCUGAAGAAGGUUCCAGAGAUGACACGAUAGCUGAGGACAUCAUAGAACUAUCUUCAGAGGCAGUGACAGCUGUGGAGCAAGUCCCUGAAGUGUCCUUUACUGAAGAGACUACCGAAAUGCUUUCGGCUGUCUCACGACUAACAGAAUCCCCUGGGACAUCUGGCGACAUGACUCCAGUACAGGGAGAGUAUGAAAUUGAGAAAACGGAAGUCAUCGUGCAAGAAGUAGUGCAAACGAUCAGCGCAAUACAAAACGUUCAGUCGGUGACAGUGUCGGACGUGCACCGGGAAGCUGUUGCCGUUUCCAGCACCCCACAAGUGAUGGAGUCUGCCACAAAAGAGAAGACGGUGGUUUUAGAGCCCCAUCUUAAAUCUGAAGCUGUUGCUAUUUGCACGGGUCUUGAAACUCAGGAAAUUGAAUCUGCAGAGGAGAAGACACUGCAGACCUCUGUGGAAAGCCUCACUGAGGUGGAAGAGGUUCUGUCCACAGAAAUUGUGGUUGAGGAUAAGACUGAGAAAUGUGAAGUGGCAGGUGUUGGAGAAGAGCACAUCUUUGCUGCUGAAGUCCUGGAGAUCAAAUCUGAAUUUAGGGAUCCAGAGCCAAUGACUAAAAUAAAAGAGACACCAAAACAGGUGGAAAUCAAUGUGGAAACAGCAAGUGAAGUGCAAGAAGAUGAAGUUUUACUAAUGGGGGAAGUUAAAGACAUACCAGAUCCUGAAUUUGCAAAUGUCCUACAAGAACAAAAAGCCAUCAAUGUAGCGUUAGUCAAUUUAGUGUUGGGUGAGACUGAAGUACUGGAAGAACCCGUAGUGGCAGAGAACACACCAAAGACUGAGACUGAAGGUCCAUUAGAAACAAAGCUAGAGGAGUCUGUCUGUGCUGAGUCUGCUGAUGUCACUGAAGUCGCCUCUUUGGAGGCAAAUAAAGUGCAGGAAUUUGAAGGUACGAAGGAGGAUGUUGCUGAUAUUGAGCAUGCUCCUUUGGAAGAAGUGGUCCAGUGUGUGGUACAAGAAGUAACUGCCUCAAUGCCUGAGCCACCUACAAGUGAACCCACAGAAGUCCAAGAGGCUCCCAUUGCUGUUGUGGCACCAGCAACAGAAAUCUCAAUGUCUAAAGAGAUGGUUGCCAUCAUUACCCCUCUUUCUGAGUCAGUUCCCAUGGAGACUGCCGAUAUCAAGGAUGAGGCACCAAUGGAAAGAAUUUCAUCACUGAAGUUCGCAGAUGACCAUGAGGUCCAGGUUAAACAGAAGGAGAUAGAUAUGCUAAACAUGAAACCAGCUGUUGAGGCAGAUAUUGAGGUAGCUUCAACCACCUUUAGUGCUACAGUGGAGGAUGUUUGUGAGAAAGUGGAGAACCUUAAUGUAAUGGAAGCAGAGCAGGUGAAAGAGCAGAAAAUUACUGAAGAGCACAGCACCACUACUGUUCACUUGAUUAUCCAGAAUGUGGUGGAAGACAUAGAAAAACCGACUAAAACAGAGACUACUCAGGUUCAGGACACACCAAGUAUGGAAAGCUCCCUGGCGGAGGAGACAUCGCCGACAACAACUAUGAAAGAUAAAACAUUGCAGGACACAGCAGUUCAUAAGAAGCCUGAAGAUGCUGAGCCCCAGGUAGAAGAGAAAGCAGAUACAGAGAAGACAGAAGAUGAACAUGCACAGCAAGUUCCUGCAGAAGAGGUCAAAGAAGCUGUAGUGGACAGUAAAAUGACAGAAGAAUCUCUAAUGUCCACAGUCGCUGAACAACAUGUGAAGAUGGUGCUAGAAGCAGUUCAGGUGGAAACUAUGGAUACAGUCCAGUUUAAAACAGCAGAAGAGUGUGUGGUUCCUGUAGGGAUUCAUCAAGAAGAUGUAUCUGUGCAGUCUCCAUUCAAAAACAAACAGGAAAUAGAUGAGAUGGCGCAGGAUGGAGAAAUGAAAGUUAAAAAGCAGCAAAAAGUGGAAAAAGAAGGUAUGGAAAUUCACGAAAAGGCAAAAGGAGAGGAAGCAGAUAAGGCUUGGAGUCAGGAGGAGAAGAAGCCAAUGGUGGACAUUCGGGAAAAGACAGAAAGUGAAGAAGGAAAAAGUCAAGUAGAGGCAGAGCCAAAGAAACCAGUCAGGCUUGCUGAGUCAGUAGUGGCUCAAGAGUCUCAGGAGCCAGAGGCUGUUGAAGCCACUGCUGUUGUAACUACAGGCCAAAAACUGAUUUGUCCAACUUUAACAACCCACCCUGUGGAGAAGGAAGAAGUUGUGGUACAGGAGGAGAGCAUCAAAGUGGAAACUGGGCCAGCGCCAGUUGCGGAGACACAAGAUGUAGCAUCUGACAUGGUUUCGGACGAGCCAGAAGAGGUUGAAAAGGUGCUGAAGGACACGGAUGAGGAGGUGCAGCUUGAGGCCACUGCUGUUGUCACCACAGUCGAAAUACUGUUGUGUCCAGCUCAAGCUCUGGAGGAAAAAGUAGUAACUCAAGAGGAGAGCACCAUGGUGGAAACUGAGCCAGAAUCAACCUCUAAGACACAAACAGAGGAGUCAAAGGCCGUUUCAGAGGAGCCAAAAGAGACAGAAAAGGAGCAACAUGAAGCCACUGCUGUAGUAACUACAAUCCAGACGUUAGUAUGUCCAGCUUUACCAACUCAAACUGUGGAGAAGGAAGAAGUGGCUCCUCAGGAGAAGAGCACCGUGGUGGAAACUGAACCGGAAUCAACCUCUAAGACGCAAAUGGACGAGUCGAAGGCCGUUUCAGAGAAGCCAAAAGAGGCUGAAAAACAGGAGGAGCAACAUGAAGCCACUGCCGUAGUAACUACAGUCCAAACAUUAGUGUGUCCAGCUUUACCAACUCAAACUGUGGAGAAGGAAGAAGUGGUUCCUCAGAAGAAGAGCACCGUGGUGGAAACUGAGCCAGAAUCAACCUCUAAGACACAAACGGAAGAGUCCAAGGCCAUUUCAGAGGAGCCAAAAGAGACAGAAGAAGAGGAGCAACAUGAAGCCACUGCUGUAGUAACUACAGUCCAAACAUUAGUGUGUACAGCUUUACCAACUCAAACUGUGGAGAAGGAAGAAGUGGUUCCUCAGGAGAAGAGCACCGUGGUGGAAACUGAGCCGGAAUCAACCUCUAAGACACAAGUGGACGAGUCGAAGACUGUUUCGGAGAAGCCAAAAGAGACAGAAAAGGAGAAACAUGAAGCCACUGCUGUAGUAACUACAGUCCAAACAUUAGUGUGUCCAGCUUUACCAACUCAAACUGUGGAGAAGGAAGAAGUGGUUCCUCAGGAGAAGAGCACCGUGGUGGAAACUGAGCCAGAAUCAACCUCUAAGACACAAGUGGACGAGUCGAAGACUGUUUCGGAGAAGCCAAAAGAGACAGAAAAGGAGAAACAUGAAGCCACUGCUGUAGUAACUACAGUCCAAACAUUAGUGUGUCCAGCUUUACCAACUCAAACUGUGGAGAAGGAAGAAGUGGUUCCUCAGGAGAAGAGCACCGUGGUGGAAACUGAGCCAGAAUCAACCUCUAAGGCGCAAGUGGACGAGUUGAAGGCUGCUUCAGAGAAGCCAGAAGAGGAUGACCAACUUGAAGCCACUGCUGAAGUAACUGCAGUCCAAACAUCACCUGGUAAAACCCAAGCAGACACAGGUAAAGACUCAGACAUCCCCACAAAGGCAGCAGAUGUUAAAAAAGAAGAGAGAACUGACCAGGAGUCUGCAGAGAAGGUGAAAAUUCAAUCAGCUGUUGUUUACGCUAAAGGCAAGGUAGAAGUUUCUGAACCGGAGGUCAUCGAUCACUGUGAAAGUGUUGAAAUCGUGCAGAUGGAGGCUGCGGUAGAGUUCGCUGUUCAAACCGGAAAAAUCCAAGUAGAAAAGGGCGGUGCAGGCAGCAGCACUGAACCAAGCUCAAAGGACGAAGUAGCUUCCGCAGACUGUAAAGAAGCAGAACACCAGAAGCCAGAGCCAUCGGCAGGUGACAAGGACGCAUGCAAGCUACCGAAAUCAGAAGAAGCACGCCAUCAAGAGUCUCUAGCUGGAGAUGCACCAGGCCGAGAAGUCUCUGCUCAGAAUGGCACGAGUUCACAGCCCGAAGGCAAGGAUAAAUCGGAAGAAAAGGGGCACGCUUCAACAGAAAGCCGUGAAGAAGCGAAGUCGAAGGGCGAGGAGGUGGGCGAAGGGCAGCUGGCCACCACGGCGGAGGCCGCGGGGGCAGCGGCGGUGGGAGAGAAGGCUGCGGAGCUCACUCUUCUUAAAGAGGCCCUUGAGAUCACCGGGGACGUCCUACUAGAGACUGUCAGCGAAAUAGAGUCGGUGUCGUCCGAGCUGACGGCAGCAUCCUGAGACGGGCUGCUGCAGCGAAGCGAAUCCCUGCCUGGGAGACAGAAGGAGGUUCGAACGGGAACCGCAGGCCGUUUCUGGAGAGCGCACCGAGACUGGGCUCUGGCUCCCGGAGAAAGGGACUGUAGGACAGCAUCGCCUCCCCCCCCCCCUCCGUCUGUCCGUCUGUCCGUCCGUCACCGAGGCAUUCCCUGGGGCCCUGCCUUGAGCUCCGCCCACCACUCUGCACAGCUCCACCCUCGUCACGACGCUUCCGUCCAGCUCUUAACAAACGUGACCUGCGCCUGCUGCGUGCGCCCGACCCCGCGACCUCCCCUGCUGCCUGCGCGACUGUCCUGUAGGGAGACCCCAAAUGGUGUGUGGUUUUCCCAGGAAUGGGCCACACCCUCUUGUACAUUGUAUUUAUAAUAUCAAAACUAAGAUAACCCCCCCCCCCCCACACACACACACACACACGCGCACACACACACGCACAUACUCUUCCUUUUGUAUUUAUAUUCUUUUUGACAAAGAAUACUCAAGUUCUCCUUAGCCUGCUUUACAGCACUAAACAUUGUUUCCGGCUCGUACGCAGGUCCCACGGUACAAGACGUUCGUGUUGAAAAGAGUGAUUUAAAAGCAAAACAAAAACAAACCCUGAGACAAUGUGAAUGCGACACAGCUCCUGAACAUCUCCCUCCGCAGGUGUGUUGUGGGUUCUCCCCCCGCUCCCCGGCCUUUCUCGUGUUCAGGGAAGGUGAGCACUAUCAAGUUGGCUGUAGUACCUCAAUCGCUCCAAUCGGCCCUCGAUCACGUUCACUUUUUAUUGCCUUGCUGACUGUAAAAUACAUCAAGACUAAAAAAAAAAUACCUAUUCUUACUAAAUCCUAUAUAUGGCAUAUACUGUUGUAUUAAAAAAAAAUGAAUAAUGUAGAUAUCUCUGCUUAUGGAAGGACCGAGGGAUCAUUUUUGCUGUUGCUUUGAUAAUGUGAAAGGGGUAUAUUUUAAAGAACGAGCUCGGACGCGACUGGGAUUAAGAAAACCGUAUCGUCGACACGCCGUCCGACGCAGCGGACCAAAACGUGCCGUGCGCAAACGCACGGCUCACGCGGACGUCGUAGGGGACCCGCGCCUCGCACGCGCCGCCCUGGUCUGUCGCACACUUCAUGCUGAUCAUUUUAUAUGGGGAAAUAAACGUUGUCACUUCCACG
This is a messenger RNA of Scleropages formosus (Asian bonytongue), 8579 nucleotides long. It is a transcript of the gene akap12b, whose product is annotated as A kinase (PRKA) anchor protein 12b. Gene Ontology annotation, cellular component: cytoplasm. Gene Ontology annotation, biological process: signal transduction; regulation of protein kinase C signaling. NCBI's taxonomy places the organism in Eukaryota, Metazoa, Chordata, Actinopteri, Osteoglossiformes, Osteoglossidae. Gene Ontology annotation, molecular function: protein kinase A binding; calmodulin binding. Bases 193 to 7392 code for a protein of 2399 amino acids. The record is from RefSeq and is a predicted model, not a curated record. The transcript has 4 exons.